AUGCGCCCAAGCAGCAGCAGCAGCAUCGCAGGGCGCGCGGGACCCCUCGAGCUUCCAGGGACGCCCCUUCGGGUACCACGAGAGGCGCUUUGGAGCCGGAUGCAGCUCAGCUUGGCUUUUGGUUGGGAAAAGUCCCUGCCCCGGGCAGCUUACAAUCUGCGGUGCGCUGCCCUACCGGAUAGGGAGGCUGGGGUCAACAGGAAAGGACGCGCGCGCACGUGUGAACGGCACGCGCGUGUUUCUGGGAGUGGGGUCCUCUGCAACAGGCGUUGCCCGGACAACAGCCGUCUCCGCAUCUCUGCAGGUGGGUUAAAGCGCAACAGGAGCUGCGGAGGAUGCGGAGGCCAGUUUUGGGUACCGGAAAAGCAGAGGACGCAGCGUUUCUUAAGGACGGGAAUCUCGUUAGGUGUUCCCAAACCUUCACGACCAAGGCACGCAUGCAUGCAUUUAUGUUGUAUACCGCCCUUCAUCCGAAGAUCCAGGGCGGUUCACAACAGAAAAAAACACAAAAUGAGAAUACAAAAUACAGUACGCAAUAAAACAAAAACACAAACUGGUGAAUGCCACACUUACAACCAGUUCCUUGUCUGGAUGCAGUACACCUAGGCUACAGAGAAGGCAGGCAGACAAGUUUCACAGAUAGCAAAACAUAUUUCAAUUUCUGUAGUACAGUAUGGAUCGUAUGGUCAAGGGUGCUGGCCCAGGUGGGCCUUUUGGGCGUGAUCCAGCAGGUUGUUCUGUCUGUCUAGUUAACUGGAUAACUUUGGGCCAAUCGCUAUCUCUCAGCCUAACCUACCUCACAGGGUUGUUGUGGGAAACAAAUGAGGAAGGGGGUGAACCAGGCACGCCACUUUGAGCUCCGUGGAUGAAAGGGUGGGAUAUGAAUGCAAUAAAUAAAUAAAAUAGUUCAGUGUUGUUUACAAUGCCUGGCAGUGGCUCUCCAGGGUCUCAACCUGGAUUCUCACCCAAUUUUACCUGGAGAGGCCAGGGAUUCAACCUGGAGCUUCUGGGGGCAAUUAAUUGAAAUAUACCGUAUUUUUCCGUGUAUAACACGCCCCCAUGAAUAAGACGCCCCCUAUUUUGGGGGACUAAAAAUUAAGAAAAUGGGGGGAGAUUGCCCAGAGUUGUUGAGCUUAUUUUAGGAGGGGGAUGCCGCAAAUCACUCACCCGCAGGACCGAUGCUAACACUUGUGCAUGUCGCAACAGCCUCCUAACCUUUGUCUGUCCCCCUCGCCAGCAGAAGCAGCCUGCUGCCCACCCAAUUGCCGCAGCAAUACCCAAUCAACACCACCCCUUGCCGCAGACAAAACCUAGUCUUAUACACGGAAAAGUACGGUAUCUACCCGCCGCACUGAACUCAAUAGGACUUCCAGGUAAAUGUGCAGGUGAUGGCAACCCUACGAACGCUUCUCUUGGAGUCAGUCCCGUUGGCUUACUUCUGAGUAGACACGCACAGGAUCACACUGUUCCCAGGCUAGCACAGUGAAGAUGGCAAUGCCAGAAUGGCUCUGCUCUGCUUUCACAGUUGGCGGCAGCAAUGGUUCUAAAUAUCAUCUGGGAACUGCAAGAGGGGAGAAUAUUAUUGUUCUGUGUUCAAGGGUUUCCAACAGGCACCUGGUUGGCUGCUGUGAGAACAGGAUGCUGGACACUCUUGUUAUGUUCUUCAUAGGCCUGGAUCCGGCCUGUUGCUGCCAUGAUAGCAACUCAGGAUGUAGCAGAGCCAGUUCUGCCCCGAAAACGCUUCCACUGGCAGCCACUGGUGAGCAGAGCUCGGUGGAAGGAUACCAAACCCCUUCAACACACCAGACAAAGAAGCAGGUCUAGAUUGCUCUGUUUGCUGGUCUUACUAACAUAAGAAGAUCUGGUCAAGGUCCUAUCUAGUCCAGCAUCCUGUUCUCACAGUGGCCAGCGAUACGAUACGAUACAAUCAUCUUUAUUGUCAUUGUCCCAUAGAGAACAUCAAAAUUGAAAAAAAUCUACAUCAGACAUUCAAAAACCAACAAGUCUGCUAUCCCAGCCUGGUUAACCCCCUAAAAACUCUGAUACAAUAUGCUAAAUAUAUAAAUUGAUAUAUAUAUAAAUAUAUACAAUAUAUUAAAUACAAUAUACUCCCAUAGAGAUUACCUUAAAGGUAAAGGGACCCCUGACCAUUAGGUCCAGUCGUGGCCGACUCUGGGGUUGAGGCGCUCAUCUCGCUUUACUGGCCAAGGGAGCCGGCGUACAGCUUCCGGGUCAUGUGGCCAGCAUGACUAAGCCGCUUCUGGCGAACCAGAGCAGCACAUGGAAACGCCAUUUACCUUCUCCCCAGAGUGGUACCUAUUUAUCUACUUACACUUUGACGUGCUUUCAAACUGCUAGGUUGGCAGGAGCAGGGACAGAGCAACGGGAGCUCACCCCAUCGCGGGGAUUCAACCUUCCAAUCAGCAAGCCCUAGGCUCUGUGGUUUAACCCAGAGCACCACCCGCGUCCCGAAGAGACUACCUUACACUGCGUUUAAAACCAAAAUCGCAUUUGAAUAGAAGCUGUUUCUCAGGCGGCUAGUCCCAGUCUUUAUAACCCUGUACCUUCUCCCAGAAGGCAGAAGAUGAAAGAGAUCAUUUGCGGGGUGUGCACUAUCCUGUACUAUCUGUGCAGCUUUCUUAUGACACCUGGAAGCAUAGAUUUGAUCCAAGGUGGGAAGAGUGCACCCAAUUAUUCUCUCCGCAGUCUUUACAACCCUGGACAGCAUUGUUUUUUCCCUGAUCGUGCAGCUCCCAAACCACACACAGAGACCAUAAGUUAAUACACUCUCAACAGUACAAUGGUAUAAUGCCAUCAACAGGUCCUUUGAGAGAUUAUUAUUUGAGAGAUUAUCACCUGUGGUCUCCAGCAAGUGGUAUUCAGAAGCCUGAUCCCAUCUAAAUUACUUCCCCAGCAUAUCUACUUAACAUGGCAGAGGUAAGAGCUUGCUGGCAGGCGUUACACUGGUAUAGAAGGCCAAAAGGGGGGAUUACGCCAUGGGCAGGGGACGGAUGUGUUGGAGGCAGGGCGAGGGGUAAACAAAGCGACUAUUCCCAGAAGAGCCAAUGAGCUGCCCUCCAGAUGCUGGACUGCAGCUCCCAUCUCCCCUGUCUGUUGGCUAUGCUGGCUGAGGCUGAUGGGAGUUGUAGUCCAACAAGAUCUGCAGAACACCACAUUGGUCAGCCCUGCUGUACCCUAACUCCCUUCACUCACUGAUCCUGUCCACAUACCUCAGUGAAGCCUUUGCUGUCAAAAAUGCAGGCGCAACUGAAUUUACAGGAGUUGGGGUUCAGUCAAGUUGAUGCAGGAAACAAUCAAAGUCCGCUCACACAAAGGGACGUUCUCUCACCCCACCCCACCCAUCCUAAAUCUGCUUUGGAUGGGCUAGGGAAAUUCCACACUGUGUGUAGUUGUGUCUAUUAACUUCACUGGACCUACUCAGAGUAAGACCAGCAUUGAAACAAUCCGAAAAAAGCAUUUUAAGAUUUAUGCAAAGGAUUAGAGUGCGUCAUUAAAAUGGGUGGGAUUCCCUUCCUAACCAGCCCUGCUUGCUUUUGCAAUAGGGCUUUCCCCCUCCCCUCCCCCCACCAGGUACCCCCAAAGUUGCUCUUGAUGGGUUGGGAGGGCAUGGGGUGGAAAAGAAGGGGGGUCAAUCCGCCUGGAUGCUCAAAGCAGACAGAAUGACUGGAAGAGUGCAAUAUUUAAUUCCACCCUCUGUCUGCCUCAUUGGCACAAUCUUGCGCUUUGCUUUCUCAGAAGUAAAGGAACAGAGGCAGGGGGAUCUGGCCCACUCUGGUCUUUGCAUGUUAGAGAUACAAUGCGGCAGCGCAAGCAAUAUGUGUGUGAUUGUGUGUGGUUUUCUGGGCAGGCUGUGGCGGAAGAAGCCUGUUUUACUGAACCCAUGUGCAAGAACAGAUUUUAUGAGCUUCACCCCAAGAAAGUGACUUCCAAAGGCCACCUGAUGGGCAGAGAGUGUUUGUGCGAAUUGGCCGGUGGAAUGAGGUCUCAGAGAGGAAUGAUUGCCCAUGCCUGCUAUGUAGCAAUGGUUCAAAAUCAUUUGUACAUGAGAGACUUGCAGCAGGAUGGGGGAACCUUUUUUCUGCCCAGGGGCCGCAUUGCUUUCUGGGCAAUCUCCUUGGGGCCACAUGCUGUUAGUGGGCAGAACCAAAAACGGGUGGCACAACAAAUGUAAAUGUUAUCUUUGUACAGGAGUCUAGUUUGCAUACACAUUCACCCCCGCCCCUUUGUAUCCUCCUCCAUCCAGGCAAGCAAAAGGCAUUAUCAAUAAUAAUAAUAAUAAUAAUAAUAAUAAUAAUAAUAAAUUUACUCAUACCCUGCCCUCCCCAGCCAAGGCCGGGCUCAGGGCAGCUAACAACCAAUAAUAAAAAUGAGUUGAAUGAAUACAACUUAAAAACAAGAUUAAAAUACAACAUUAAAACAUUAAAACAAUUAAAAUGCAGCCUAAUCGCAGGAGGAGAAAGGAAAAAGAAAGAGAGGGUGGGAAUCAAAUUGACUCCAAGCUGAAGGCGGAACAACUCUGUCUUGCAGGCCCUGCGGAAAAAAAUCAGAUCCCGCAGGGCCCUGGUCUCAUGAGACAGAGCGUUCCACCAGGCCGGAGCCAAUGUUGAAAAGGCCCUGGCUUUGGUUGAGGCUAAUCUGACUUCUUUAGGGCCCAGGACCUCUAGGGUGUUGCUAUUUAUGGACCUUAAGGUCCUCCAUUGGGCAUACCGGGAGAGGCAGUCCCAUAGGUACGAGGGUCCUAGGCCGUGAAGGGCUUAAAAGGUCAAAACCAGCACCUUGAACCUGACCCUGUACUCCACUGGGAGCCAGUGCAGCUGGAAAAGCAUUGGGUGAAUAUGCUCCCAUGGCAGAGACCCCGUGAGGAGCCUCGCUGCAGCAUUCUGCACCCGCUGGAGUUUCUGGGACAGCUUCAAGGGCAACCCCGCGUAGAGCGAAUUACAGUAGUCAAGCCUGGAGGUGACAGUCGCAUGGAUCACCAUGGCCAGGGCGGGGCGGGAGUUCUAGCCAAAACUACACAGGAUGAGAAGUAGGGUCAGUGAUGAGUGUGGCCUGGGGAGAAUUCCAAGGGCCAGUUAGAGAGGCUUGGGGGCCGCAUCCAGCCCCUGUGCCAAAGGCUACCAGGCCCUGGCCUAGAGUUUUAAUUUUUUAAAAUUAUAUUGCUGACACUUCUCCACUGCUGUUUUACGGUUCAUGGAGAUUCAUAUUUAUAUUAUAUGUUUACUUAUGAUUCCAUGACAUCACGGCAGCUGAACCAGUAGCAUUCCAUAGUAAGCAACAGCCCUUUUGUUAGCCCAUCGUGUAGAUAAGACGUGAUCUAAUUAUCAGCUUCAGUGAUAACCCACAUAAUUGCUUUCUGGGUGGUUGGAGUCUUACAUUACAUUACAGAACCACUUCCUGUAUUUCGCAGGUGGGUUUUUAAUGGUUUCUGAUGAGAGUACUGAUUAUAUUUGUGGUGGGGAUGUAUUGCCACAGGCCCUGCAGAGAAUGCCACUGCUAUAUCGGGGGAGCAGCUUAUUCUGCUGCUCCCCCAACAGCCCCCACCCCCAUUGAGUUAAUGCAGGAUUUUCUCGGCCACUCACAAACACUCAUCACGAGACUAAAAGCACUCAUUUCAGUGGUGUUUUUAAAAAUAUCUGAUCCUGCAACAAUCAAGAAAAAAGCUAAUAUCUGAGUGGUCAGUUGGUUAGUUCCAGCUUGGUACAAAAUCAUGCCAUUAUUAUUAUUAUUAUUAUUAUUAUUAUUAUUAUUUGCAUUUCAUGACCAUUUAGUUUCACUGUUAUAAUCCCCACCCAUGAAUAUGUCUGUCUGUUGGUAUAGACUUGCAUACAUACAGCAUAUCUGCAAGAUGACGGUAGCACUUCAUUAAUCUGAUAAACUGGGCUCUAAUCUACUUAUGCCAAAAUAAAUCUGCUACUUUUUAAGCUUCUACAAGUCUCUUUAGAGGGGGGAGAUACAGGCAGGAGCAUCCGGCGUGCAGAUGAGUUACACACAGAGAUUAGCCAUUUAACUUUAUCCACAUUGUAAGUGGAAAGCAUAAUGGACUUUCUCCUUACCCCCUACCUUGUGCAGGAAACGCACUCAUAUCAAGCUGGGUAGUCAAUCGGGCUUCCAGUCCAAGGAAGUGUUUGUGUGAAUACAGAACCAGAGGAGUGGUGUUUAUACAGGGCAGAGCUACAACGUGUGUUGUUUUUUUUUAAUGAUAUUUAUUAAAUUUUCAGAAAAAAGAGUUACAUAAAAAACAAGAAAAGCAAGAGCAAUAGACAGAAAUAAAAAUACAAGAAAAUACAAAAUACAGAAUAAAAGAAUAAACAACACUUCAAAAAAAAAGAAAAGAUAAAUCUUUCCAUACCUUACAUUCAUAUCCUUGUUUCCCUGACCUCCUCAUACCUCCCUCUUUUGUAUUCCAAUUCAAUUUGUUAGUCCAAAAAUUCCUUUCCCUCCUUUUUAAUCCUAAUCCUCAAUCUUGAUAUAUUGUAACAUUAGAUUUUUACAAAUUAAAAACCAAUUUUUCCAUAUUCUUUUGUACCUAUACAGCUAGAAACCACUUAACUUCAAUCCAACAUCAUUCUAACUUUCAUUUAUUUUGCAAUAUUCCUGUAAAUAGUCUUUAAAUUUCUUCCAAUCUUCUUCCACCGACUCUUCUCCCUGGUCCCGGAUUCUGCCAGUCAUUUCUGCCAAUUCCAUAUAGUCCAUUAGUUUCAUCUGCCAUUCCUCCAGUGUGGGUAAAUCUUGUGUCUUCCAAUGUUUAGCGAUGAGUAUUCUUGCUGCGCCACAACGUGUGUUUAAAGCAAGGCACAUUUAAAGCACAUUACUUCACAGUUUCGCCCCAGAGAGCUACCAGCCCUCUUAACACACUACAGUUCCCAGCGUUCUUUGGGGAAAGUAAUGCAUGUUCAAUGUGGGCUGGAUGUGCUUUAAAUGCACGGUGUGGCCUUUAUAUUUGUGAAUAUAAAACCUUUUGGUGCACAGGUAGUCUUUUCAUCACUCCUUCCUGCUGAAGGCCGUGGCCCAAGAAGAGUGAGGAAAAUACUUGAGGUGAACCACUGGCUUUUGGCUUCUUGGAUCAUGGUCUCCGCUUCCUUGAGGUAGGACUUCUGGCGAGAGAUGGGCUGCACCUCACAGCAGUUGGCAAGGAUGUGUUUGUCAAGAGUCUUGAGAAUCUGACCAGGAGAGCUUUAAACUAGAUCUUGAGACGACAAAAGAGCUCCUGGGACUGGGGGCAACAGCUUCAUUGAUGCACAGGAAAGUGAGGGGGUGUUCCAGAAACCCGCUAAAGGGCAAGAAACCAAGGGAAGGAACCAGCUCAUGGUUUCAGUUGUCUCCGCACAAAUGCACAGAGUAUGGGAUGAAGGAAUUGAGGGGAUGCUCAUCAAAUUUGCACAUGGCAGCACCGAACUGGGAGGGGUAGCUAAUGCCGCUGAAGACAGAAUCAGAAUUAAAAAUGACCUCCACAGAUUGGAGACCUGGGCACAAGCUAACAAAAUGAAUGUCAAUAGGGACAGAUGUCAGGUUCUGCCCUUAGGAAGAACCAGAAGCACAAAUACAAGGCGGGGGACACCUGGCAUACUAGCAGUACACGUGAAAAGGAUCUAGGGGUCUUGGUGGACCACAAGCUGAACGUGAGUCAAUCGUGUGAUGCAGCAGCAAAAAAAGCUAAUGCUAUUCUAGGCUGUAUCAACAGAAGUCUAGUGUCCAGAUCAAGGGACGUAAUAGUGCCACUCUCUUCUGUCUUGGUCAGACCACACUUGGAAUACUGUGUCCAGUCCUGGGUGCCACAGUUUAAGAAGGAGGUUGGCAAGGUGGAAGGUGUGCAGAGGAGGGCAACCAAUAUGAUCAAGGGUCUGGAAACCAAGCCUUGUGAGGAAUGAUUGAAGGAGCUGGGGAUGCUUAGCCUGGAGAAGAGAAGACUGAGAGGAGAUAUGAUAGCCAGCUUCAAAUAUCUUAAGGGCUGUCAUAUGGAGGAGGGAGCAUGCCUGUUUUCUCCUGCUCUGGAAGGUAGGACUAGAAGCUUCAAGUUACAGGAAAGGAGAUUCAGACUAAACAUUCAGAAAAACUUUCUGACAGUAAGAGCUGUUUGGCAGUGCAACAGACUCCCAAGCAAGGUGGUGGACUCUCUCUUUCCUUGGAGGUUUUUAAGCAGAGGUUGGAUGGCCAUCUGUCAUGGAUGCUUUAGCUGAGAUUUCUGCAUUGCAGGGGGUUGGACUGGAUGACCCUCGGGGUCCCUUCCAACUCUUAAUAUUCUAUGAUUCUAUAAGAACAUAGGAAGAGCAUUGCUUCCAGAUCAGGCCAACAGGUGCCCUCUCCCCAUUGGUGAUUCCUCCCAGUACCUGGCAUUCAGGGACAAAAUGCCUCUGGUUCCAGAGGCAGGCAUCCAGCCCCGCAGUUUGUGCCAGAUUAAUUAUCCCAAAGAGGUGUGAUCAUAUGCUUGUGUUUUUAAAAAAGGGAGGCAACAAUUGGUAUCCACACAUUGAAAGCAUUAUCUGAAGGAGUGUCUCCACCUCCAUCGUUCUGCCCGGACACUGAGGUCCAGCUCUGAGGGCCUUCUGGCGGUUCCUUCCCUGUGAGAAGCCAAGUUACGGGGAACCAGACAGAGGGCCUUCUCAGUGGUGGCGCCCAUCCUGUGGAACACCCUCCCAGCAGAUGUCAAAGAGAACAACAACUACCAGACUUUUCGGGGACAUCUGAAGGCAGCCCUGUUUAGGGAAGCUUUUAAUGUUUGAUGCAUUACUACUGUAUUUUAAUAUUUUGUUGGAAGCCGCCCAGAGUGGCUGGGGAGGCCCAGCCAGAUGGGCGGGGUAUAAAUAAUGAAUUAUUAUUAUUAUUAUUAUUAUUAUUAUUAUUACUAUGAGCUUGCCCAUUGGGCUCAUGUGUGCAUGAGAGAUAAAGAUUGCCUGCUACUCCUUCUGAGUUAAUCUGGAACAUUACAAGAACCUGCCAAUGGCCCCUCUAGUCCAGGAUCCACACAAGAGCAGUUCUCUCCUGGGUGGUUCCCAGCAACUGGCCUUCCGAAAAUGCUUCUGGCCGUGGAGGGAGAGCAGAGCCACUGUGGCCAGUAGUAGCCACAGGCAGCCAGCUGUCUUCUCCACAAAUUUGUCUCCUCCUCUUUUGAAGCCUGUUGUCUUUGUCCAUGGAGUUUUCUUAGCAGGGAUACUGGAGUGGCUUGCCGGUUCCUGCUCCAACUGGAUCACGUUUAGUCAAAACUCUCCACUAUGACCUGUCCAUCUUGGGUGGCCCUGCAUGGCAUAGCUCAUAGCUUCUCUGAGUUAUUCAAGCCCCUUUGCCAUGGCAAGGCAGUGAUCCAUGAAGGGGAACAACUGAUUGAUUCAAAAUUGGGAAAGGAGUAUGACAAGGCUUAUUUAGCUUGCUUAUUUAACUUAUAUGCAGAAUUCAUCAUGCGAAAGGCUGGGCUGGAUGAAUCCCAAGCCAGAAUUAAGAUUGCCAGAAGAAAUUAAAGAACCUUUUAAUGAGGGUGUAAGAGGAGAGUGCAAAAUAUGGUCUGAAGCUCAACAUCAAAAAAAUGAAGAUCAUGGCCACUGGUCCCAUCACCUCCUGGCAGAUAGAAGGGGAAGAAAUGGAGGCAGUGAGAGAUUUUACUUUCUUGGGCUCCAUGAUCACUGCAGAUGGUGACAGCAGCCACAAAAUUAAAAGACGCCUGCUCCUUGGGAGAAAAGCAACGACCAACCUAGACAGCAUCUUAAAAAGCAGAGACAUCACCUUGCUGACGAAGGUCUGUGUAGUUAAAGCUAUGGUUUUCCCAGUAGUGAUGUAUGGAAGUGAGAGCUGGACCAUCAAGAAGGCUGAUCGCCGAAGAAUGGAUGCUUUUGAAUUCUGGUGCUGGAGGAGACUCUUGAGAGUCCCAUGGACUGCAAGAAGAUCAAACCUAUCCAUCCUUAAGGAAAUCAGCCCUGAGUGCUCACUGGAAGGACAGAUCCUGAAGCUGAGGCUCCAAGACUUUGGCCACCUCAUGAGAAGAGAAGACUCCCUGGAAAAGAUGGAGGGCACAAGGAGAAGGGGACGACAGAGGACGAGAUGGUGGGACAGUGUUCUGGAAGCUACCAGCAUAAGUCUGACCAAACUGCGGGAGGCAGUGGAAGACAGGAGUGCCUGGCGUGCUCUGGUCCAGGGGGUCACGAAGAGUCGGACACAACUAAACAACAACUUUUGAAGCCACCCAGUUGGUGGCCACCGCUGCCUCCUCCUGUGGGAGGGAGUUCCACAGGUUAACAACGCACUGCUGCGCGGAGGCGGAAAAACAACAGCCUUCAUUUCCUCUGCCUUGAAUCUCCAGGGUUGUCCCCGAGGGAAUGGGAGACACUUUUCCCUUUCUCCUUUCCCAUAGUUUUAAUCCUGUCGCCUGUCACUUCCCCCCAUUAAGCAGCGGCGGCGGCGGCGGCGGCGGCGGCGGCCGUGAAUCCGGAUCCACCUGGCGGGCGAGGGCCGGCCGCGGCUAAUCCCUGAGCGGCGUUAAUCCGGAUUCCUGAAUUCGGAGUGGGAAGGAGGAGGAGAGCGCGGGGACCAUGGCUCCUCCGAGGGGCAGGCGAGCCCGAGGCCCGAGGAGGAGGCCGGCUGGGCGGCGGAAGCCCCGCUUCGGGGCGCUGUGGCUCCGCCUCAGCCGGGCGGCGGGCGAGGAGGCCGGGCCGAGGGCGGGACGGCCAGGCGAAGGCGGCACCGGCGGCGGCGGCGGCGGCUGCCUUGGUCUGGCGUGGCCCGGAGAGGGUUCGAGCGGCGGCGGCGGCGGUGUCGGGCGAGGCCGCGCGGGCUGAGGAGACCAGGCCGAGCCUGAGGAGACCAGGCCGGAGUCGCGCGGCGGCGGCGGCCCCCGCCCCAAGAGGCCGCCGACCCGCGGCGGGACAAAGAGGGGCCUCCGCCUCCUCCGCCUCCGCCUCCUCCUCCCUCAGAGGCCGGCUGAGAGAGGUAAGGACCCGGGCUGGGCCUGCGCGGGGGGCAGCCGGCCUGAGGAGAAAGGCGUGAGGGGGGAGAAAUUAGCUGGGGGGGAAUGGGGGGGUUCGGAGCCCCCCAACUAGAGGCCUUUCAAGCUGGGGGGUCAGGUAGACUGCGAGGCGGAGGGAGGCUCUCCUAGCAGGCUAGACGGGAGGAGGUGGGUGGGGGGAGUCCAUUGCCCCCCACUUCAGAGGUCACAGGCUGACCGGGGUGUGGGGGGUCUUUUUGUGGGGGGCAGCUGGGACACCCCCCCUCUGGCCCACUCGAGGUGGGCUGGUGAGGGAAGGGCGGGCGGAUAGCGAGGCUUCUUGUGCACGCGUGUACACGUGUGUUUCCUUAACACGCACCACCAGAGAAAGGAUGGUCUCCAGAUAGGUGGAAAGUGGAUCUGCCUCUCCUGGAGGAUCUUUUCUGGGGGAUCUGCAGCAGACGCAGCUGUCUCCAAAACAGAAGGAUGCUGCGACCUGGAGUGGGUUUUGGGGGGUCAGAUCCGCUCACUUCUGCUGCUCAAGACAAACCCCUGGACUCUGGAAAUUUAGAUUAUAAGUGCCUGUCUUGACCACCAGGUUCUGAGCAGUGGUUCUUUGGGGGGUGCCUAGCAAAAAAACACACAAAACCACACACACCCCCAAAACAGACCCUGCAAGCCUGAAGUCUGCCAAGAUGGAAAGAUGCCUCCCCAAGAUGGUUUGGAGUAAGGUGGGGGAAGCCCCCAGCCCCUGCCUUUAUCCCUGGAGUUAGGGAUGAAUGACUGUGUUUGGUGGGUUCCCACCUCCUCUUGCUUUUGAGACCCCUUGAGAUCCUUUUGCUCUCUCCUCCAGUCCGUCCUGCAUGUAGUCACAAUCUCUGGUGGGCUGGAUCUGGACACGGCCCAUCUAGCCCAGCAUCCUGCCAACCAGAUGCCUGUGGGAAACCCACAAGCAGGACCUGAGAACAUGAGCUCUUUCCCCUCCUGUAGUUUUUCCAGCAAUCUGGUACAGUGGUACCUCGGGUUACAUACGCUUCAGGUUACAUGCACUUCAGGUUACAGACUCUGCUAACCCAGAAAUAUUACCUCGGGUUAAGAACUUUGCUUCAGGAUGAGAACAGAAAUCGUGCUCCGGCGGUGCGGCGGCAGCAGGAGGCCCCAUUGGCUAAAGUGGUGCUUCAGGUUAAGAACAGUUUCAGGUUAAGAACGGACCUCCAGAACGAAUUAAGUACUUAACCUGAGGUACCACUGUAUUCAGAAGCAGAACAAUGGAAGCAGACUAGUGACUAGUAAAGGGUAAAGGGACCCCUGACAAUUAGGUCCAGUCAUGGCCUACUCUGGGGUUGCGGUGCUCAUCUCGCUUUAUUGGCUGAGGGAGUCGGCGUCCAACUUCCGGGUCAUGUGGCCAGCAUGACUAAGCCGCUUCUGGCGAACCAGAGCAGCGCACGGAAACGCUGUUUACCUUCCCGCUGGAGUGGUACCUAUUUAUCUACUUGCACUUUGACGUGCUUUCAAACUGCUAGGUUGGCAGGAGCAGGGACCGAGCAACGGGAGCUCACCCUGUCGCGGGGAUUCGAACCGCCAACCUUCUGAUCAGCAAGUCCUAGGCUCUGUGGUUUAACCCACAGCGCCACCCGCACCCCUAGUGGCUAGUAGCCAUCAACAAAUAGCUUUCUCCUCCAUCAAUUUGUCUUAUACCCUUUUAAAGCUAUCUAGGUUGGUGGCCAUCACUGCCUUCCCUGGGAGCAAAUUUUGUAGUUUAAACUGGUGCUGCGUAAAUAAGUACUUUAUUUUAUCUGGCCUAAAUCUUCCAACAUUCAGCUUAAUUGGAUGCCUGUGAAUUCUAGUACUGUGAGAGGGAAGGAAACUCUUAUCUCCUUUCUCCUUGGCAUGCAUAAUUUUCUAAACCUCCAUAUUGCUUCUGACUUGCCUUUUCUCUAAACUUAAACGUCUCAAAUGCUGCAACUUUUCUUUGUCAGGACAUCGCUCCAUACCCUUAAUUGUUUUGGUGGCCCUUUUCUGAAGCUCCGCAAUAUCUUUCUUGUGAUGAGGCUACCAGAAUUGUAAACCGUAUUCGUGGUGCGGGAACACUAUAGAUUUGUAUAAUGCCAUUAUGAUACCAGCAGUUUAAUUUUCAAUUCCCUUCCUGAUGAUUCUUUACACGGAAUUUACCUUUUUUAUGGCUGCCACACAUGGGGUCGACAUAUUCACUGAGCUUUCUGCCAUGACUCCAAGAUCUUAUUCCUGGUCCGUCACCUCCAGUUUAGACCCCAUGAGCAUAAGUGUGAAACAGUUAUUUUUGGCCCCUCCAUGUAUCUACCCCUGUUUACAUUGAAUUGCACUUACCAUUUUACUUCCCAUUCACUCAGCUUGAAGAGGUCCUUUUGGAGUUCCUUGCAAUCUCAUUUUAAGAAGUGACUCCUAGCUCUAGAUCGUUUAUGAACAAGUCAAAAUGCACAGGUCCCAGUCCUGAUCUCUGGGGGACUCCCACUUCCUACUUCUUUCCAUUCAGAGAACUGUCCAUUUAUUCCUGCUGUUUGCUUCCUGCAACUUAGCCAAUUCCUUAUCCACAAGAUGACUUCUCCUCUUAUUCCUUGACUGCUAAGCUUAAUCAAGAGCCUUUGGUGAGGUACUUUGCCAAAAGCUUUUUGAAAGUCCAAGUAAACAAUGUAAGCCGGAUCACCUCUGCUGAUAUGCUUGCUGACACUCUCAAAUAACUAGCUUCGUGAGACAGAAGCUGUGCUGGGUUAGAAAACCCUGGUCUGUACAUGUUGGAAGCGCUUAAGGAAAAGUCUACUGCCCAGAUUGAAAUGCCACAAUUUCCAGCACAACCCCUGGUGACAAUUAAGUUUGACAAUUAAGUUCCUGAUGUUUUGCUUUUUAAUCUGCAACCCCAACUGGGCCUGUGCUCUUCUGAUGCCAUGUGACGUGUUUGAGGAGAUCUGACUCCCUCUGAUGGAAUCUUCCUGGCUCAGGGUCUUCCUGCUCUCAAGGGGUUUAUCUUCGGCCUCCUGUUUAUAUGGUUUAGUAAGAGACUGUGCAGGGAUUCAUGUGAAAGCAAUUAGCUUUGUUGCAAACCCCUUUAACAGGAGCAGAGUAAGCUCCGUGCUAAGCGAAUCCAAAUUCAGCAUCCGUGCUGUCUGUGCCAGGCAAAGCUGGAGGCUGCAGCAGCCUCUCUUGGUCAGCCAAGCAAGCAAAUGUGAGUUAUGUCUGCCCCUUGUAUCCAAGUCUGCUUUUGUAUUGACUCGUGCCUCCUGAUUGCUGGAAAUUCAGCUCUGGCUCUGCUCUUGCAAGUUUAAUUGGUAAAAUCGUCAGCUAAAGCUCUAAUUGCCUCCUCAGUGGUGGAAGACCAGGAGUGAAGGCUCUGAAAGUUAAGGGCAGGCACACAUUUUUGGUAGGUGGGGGGUUUUUUGGAAGCGAUUGCAGUUCAAUUGGAUUGUGGUCUGUUUGGCUGACAGCGAAUGGUUGCUUUUGUUUAUUGAAUUCUGAUUUCUUGCAUGCCCUUUUGUGUCUCAAAAAGGUGUCUGUAUUGAAGUUUCUGUAAUACUCAAAUUCGUUUAGAUAGGAAAGGCCAUUAAUAAACUAAAAAUGUUUUUGACUUAUUCAGUUCUGCUUUGUUAGAUCUCACCAAACCUUUUACUGUACGUAUUUUUCAAGCCCACCUUUAUGGUCUUGAGGGCUACAAGCUUCAUGUGUUUGUAAAAGCUGAAAUUCUCAAUUCUCUGCUGUGCAUGAAUUCAGCAUUCAAGCAUCCUGCCAUAGCAUGCUUGGCACCCUGAACAUAAACUGUAUUUUGCCAUUCUAAAAAGGGAAUUUCUGGUGAAUUUCUCUUUGAUAUUAAACAUUCUGAGGGCUGAAAUAGAUCCUUUGUUAUGUAAAUAGUUUUCUUUUCUCCUUUUCGGUUACUAUUUUUAUGGGGAAAACACUUUUUGAACCAAAGUGCAGCAGCCAAAUAGUUUCUCUUGCAAAAAAAACGUUUAGCCUUGGUCACUGUGAGAGAUUUUUCCACUGGCAAAUGUAGGGCUUCCUCUUGCGGGAGAAUCCAUAGCAGUCAUCAUCCUUAUGGGGCCUGCCAGCUUGCUCUGCCUCUCCCCUGACUGUUUUGUCUGGCAUUUGGAAAAGCAGCAGCUAAAGGCUUGGAACAUGGAGAGUACGGAAGGCAAACCUGUAGGAGACAGUGUGUGCAAGGGUACAUACGUUGUGUUUCAUUUCCCCAGUCUUCACUCGGGUGAGCAAUCUGUUACUUUCAUAUAAUAUAUUUAUAAAAUAUAAUUCAAAAAUACCACAGAUGCAUCCAAACAUAAAAACCUAAUAAUUGUAAUGAAACAUUAUCAUCCCGGGAGCUACCUACCUAAUUGGCAUUUGCAUUUCUAUUUUUUGGUAAAUACGGACAUGCGCAGGAUAAUGCAUUAAUAAGCUUGGCAGAGAAUACCUGGAAGGAAUACUGUAUACUUACCAAUAUCUCUGUUAUAUUGCUUCAUCUAGUUAAUAAGUGGUACUCUUAGCUGCUCAGUAUUGCUUAUUUUAUCUGCCAUAUAUAUAUAUAUAUAUAUAUAUAUAUUCUGGGCCUUCAGUAAUAUCUGUUGCAGCUGAACAUAAAAAUCAGAAAAUGAUAAAAGCAUCAGAUAAACCACUAUAAAUAUAACACAUGGGUGGCUAUUUAGACCCCUGUGACAUGCAAUAUCUCCUGCCGGUAACUGACAGCUCCUGUGCCAGUUUAUUUCCUGGUCAGAGGAAAGACCUAUAGGCAUGUCAAGGCAGGGAUGCAAACAUUAAAGACAAGAGCCUUCUGGUUCCUGGGAAUCCAGUGAUUGUGCAUAGACAAUCCCAUGCCACUGCCUGCAAGAUCAGAUCACCAUCUGGGGCCGUCUCCCAGUCUUGGUAUCUGUUCUCCAAAGGGAGCCUUAAUGCUCUCUCUUCCCCAUCUCUCCAGCUAUCAAGGGUUAUUAGACUUUUCUGCUGUUCAGAACCAGGCAGCUGGCACUCCCCUGUUGUGGUCAUUGACUUAUUUGUUUGCUUAAGGUGUUUCUGCACUCCCCCCCCCCCCGGAGGGGUUUACAAUGUAGUGCUUUUUGUGUUUCUGUCUGCGUAAGGCCCAGAGCUGGGUUCCGUCAUCCGUCGUUCCAUAGGCAGCUUUUAACAGCCAUUGCACCAUUUCCCCAUUGCACAUUUCCUUGGUGUGUCCAGAAGAUCAAAAGAUCGCUGUGGCCCAGAUGCCCGAGUGGGCAUGUAACCUGCCUUGGGACACUGCAGUUGGGAUGCUUCUGAGCUGACUGAUGUUUCUGUCCCUGUGCCUUCAGGGAGGGGCUGAACACAGCCAAUGCGCGUGGAAACCUUUUGAAGGGACCUUGAUACUGCAGCUGCUAUUAUUCUUUUUUUUAUACAUUUUUAUUAAUUUUUCAACAUAUCAUUUCCAACAAUCAUUUAACAUAACUUCUUAUCUUAUACAAUAUUUUAGACUUCCAUCAACAACCUCUGAAGAUUUUCCGUUCUUUAUCACUUAUUCUGCAUUUCUUAAUUUCUCUAUUACUUUUAAUUAUCAUUAACUAAUAGUUCUCUUCACAGUCUUCGUUGCAAUAUUUCACAUAAUCCUCCUUACAGAACUUCUUGCAGCCCUACUAGUGUAAUCUGUUUAUUACAGUUGCUUUUCAAAUAAUUCAAAUAUUUACCCCAGUCUUCUAAGAAUCUCUGGUCCCGCAGGUUUCGAAUCUUUCCUGUUAAUUUAUCUAAUUCUGCAUAGUCCAUUGCUUUCAUUUGCCACUCUUCUUGCUUCCAUUUUUGUGCCAGUAGUAGUCUUGCUGCCGUUAUUGCAUAUAAAAACAAUUUACAGUCCUGUUUGUUAAUGUCCUCACCUACAAUGCCAAGUAAAAAUGCUUCUGGAAAUAUAAAUGUAUAUUUCAACAUCUUUUUCAUCUCAUUAUAUGUCAUUUCCCAGAAGUUCCCUGCAGCUGUAAUUAUUCUCAUCCAUGUACAGUAAUCUUUGGUAGGGCUGCUUUCAUUCAUGAUUUCACAGUGUGUGGACAGAAGAAACUGAUAUGUAACACCUGCCAGGCUAAGAAUCUUGAGUUGCAUUUAAGAAGGACCCAAGUUCCUAAGAGAUGUGCUUGCAGCAUUUUAUAACAAGAUUUGCAUCUGUGUAGGAAAUAGAUGUUGUUAAGUAAUGGAAUAUCAACUCCAGUGUGGGUCAAUUGCUAUUUACUCUCCCAACAUUAUGAGGGAUGUUCACAAGUGUCUGCCUUCUCUUGCUCCAGAGGGAGCUCCUUGCAAUUUGUCCCUCUGGACAAUUAGUAUUUUAUUGGUCUCAUUAUGUUCCUAUUUCAUUUAGGCUUUGAAAGUGUUCAAGCAUCAGCUGGCACACUCUUGAAGUGUAGUUGGUUUGGGGUACCACAUGAGUUCUAGUCACUGGGGGCAAAGUGACCCCCCCAAGACAAUUUCUUCCUGGAACUAAUAGAAGGAUGGGUAUAUUCCCUUCCAGGGAGUCAGAUGUAUUCUGAGAGAAGAAAGAUGAGCUUAUAGAUAUGAGAAAAAUAAACAGAAUCAAUGAUGAAUGCAGCAAAAUUCACAGAGGGCACAGAGUUUCAUUUAUACAGAGACUUUGAGUUAUGUGGCGCAGAGUUUUAGCUGUUCUUUAGUGCAUGUCUUUUUAAUUUGGACAAACGAGAUGUUGUGAUGGAGCCUAGCCUGUGCUCCCAGUACCCUCAUAAGGCUCUGUUAUUUUGGCAGAUGAGUUUGGCCUUGUUUGGGCGUGACAUAUGGUGUCCCAUGAUGCUGGAAGUUUAAGUCUCGCCUCAGCUGCGAAAGUGGCAAGGUUUUUUUCUCUCCACGUCAGCCCUCUCAUUUGCGAUAUGCAGAUAACGCUACUGGCAUUGGGUUCUUGUAGUAAGUCACGGGUUUCCAGCCUUUUUGGCCCAUGGGCACAUUUGCAAACUGGAGAAACUGUGGUGGACAAUACUAGAUGUACAUGCAUCCUGUGACCAAACACACCCCACAGCUACCAUAGGAUGCUUCUUUCAAGCCUAAUCUCUGGGGCAGGGAAGGGAGGGCACCAGGGAAGGCCUCUGUGGGGAUCAGGUUGGUAGCCCAUGUCAAGCGUUUGAAAUACUAUUAUUUAUUAAUUUUAUAUCCCGCCCUUCCUCCCAAAGGAGCCCAAGGCGACACCAUGCACAGUAGCGCUAAAACAAUACAGCUAAAAAUAGGAAGCUGAAAACCACUUUAAAGCCUCUAAAACAUUUAAAAGCAAUCACAUACCCCUCACAGCUAGUAAUCUCAAGGUUGCUAGGAACAGUAUCUUUGCCAUCAAAUGCCUGGAAGACAGACGUACCUCACCAGGGUGGGCAUCGCAGAAACUGCCUCCAAGAAGGCUCUGUCGCGGUCAGUGCCAACUGGGAAGCAGCCAAUGGCAGCACUGCGCUUGCCACUGACUGCCUUCGAAGACAGAACCGUGGCUUAGCUAGCCUGGGUUGGUGAGGCUGUUUUUUGUGACAUGAGGCCAGGUGAGGGGACCCUCCUCUGCCAGUUACAGACAGCAGGGCAGCAGUUUGUCAUCCGAGGCCCUUCUCUAUGUCCCUUCUCCCUGAGAGGUUUGGAGGGUGGCAACAAGAGAAUGGGCCUUUUUUGUGGUCACCCCCUGUCUGUGGAAUACUCUCCCCAGGGAGGCUCGCCUGGCACCAUCAUUACAUGUCCUUAGGCACCAGGCAAAAACGUUCCUCUUUACCCAGGCCUUUAGCUGUUAAAUAAUAUUUGCCCUGUUAAAGCUAUCAUUAGGAUUAUUUUAUUGCUAUGCUGUCUGUUAUUAUGCUUUUUACAGUCAAACCUCGGUUUUCAAACGUCUCAGCUGCCAAACACCGGAAACCCGGAAGUGAAUGCUUCUGUUUUUGAUCACGCCUUGGAAGUCAAAUGGCUUCCAAGGCGUAUUUUUCAUUUUUUUCUGUUGACUUUGCAGCCAGCCCCUUGAUCCUCGGUUUUCAAACGUUUCAGGAGUUGAACGGACUUCCGGAACGGAUUAUGUUCGAAAAUCGAGGUUCCACUGUAUUAUGUUUUUAUUAUUGAUGCUCUGUAAAAUGUGUUCGUAAUGUUGUACAGCACCCUCGGAUCUUUUGAUGUUAUCAUUGUUACUAUUACUAUUUAUUUGAUUUAUAAUAAUUGUUGGAAAGAUCCAGCCCAUGGGCCACAGUUUUUCAGAUUUUUCUCUUGCGCAGGCCCAUUGAAGUGAAUGGAAUCUGUGCACAGCAGGGUUGCCCCGUGUUAGCUAGCAGGGAUUCCAUUUGGAUUUUCUGCCUGAGCCACCGGAGUGCCUUGACUACCUUUCAACAAGCUCUCAUGCAUGUUCCUUUCCCCCCUAAAUCUUCUAGGUCCGAAGAAGAGUGGACAGAAGCCAUGCCUGCCGCCAGGGGAUCACCUUGCUAGGACCUUGCUCGUGUUGCUUCCUCGGUAUCGCAAAAGCCAGAAGCAGGGAAGGCAGAGGCGGCUGCACACCAUUCCUGUUCCCCCUCGUGGAGGGGGGGCAGGGAGGAGGAAGUGGAGGCUGCAUUAA
This is a messenger RNA of Podarcis lilfordi (Lilford's wall lizard), 19463 nucleotides long. The record is from the annotation of a GenBank genome assembly. NCBI's taxonomy places the organism in Eukaryota, Metazoa, Chordata, Lepidosauria, Squamata, Lacertidae.